AUGACAAACUGUGUGCUUUCUUACGCGUGGCUGAAAAGUCCAAUCGGGGAAAUUAUUGUCAGUGCUUGCUCAAAGGGAGUCCACCAGAUACAACUUUCUGCGACCUCUGACCCGUCAAGGCUUGAACGCUAUCAAAACAACAAAGUUGAAGUGUUAAAGAGUGAAGGUGUGAUGAAUAAACCUUUGACUGAAUGUACAGAAUGGUUAUCUAUAUAUUUCUCUGAUCUGACUGCCAUUACAGAGCAUACCUUGCCACCCAUGCACUUAACUACAACAAAACCAGACUCGUUCACUGCCAGUGUUUGGAAGACCGCUAUAGAUAAAGUUCCUGUCGGUGAAACGGUGUCCUACGGUGAGCUGGCUGCUAUGUGUGGGAAUCCCAAGGCAUGUCGAGCAGUUGGUGGUGCUAUGCGAUCCAACCAAAUUCCUUUACUCAUGCCAUGCCACAGAGUAGUUGGUAGUCAUGGUAACCUGGGUAAUUACAUGUCUGGCAAAGGCUUACCAAUUAAGAAAUGGCUUUUAAAGCAUGAGGGAGUCCAGGGUUAUUGA
Molecule: messenger RNA, 549 nt
Organism: Saccoglossus kowalevskii
Lineage: Eukaryota; Metazoa; Hemichordata; Enteropneusta; Harrimaniidae
Product: methylated-DNA--protein-cysteine methyltransferase-like
Biological process (GO): DNA repair
Cellular component (GO): nucleoplasm
Molecular function (GO): methylated-DNA-[protein]-cysteine S-methyltransferase activity
Source: RefSeq, a predicted model, not a curated record